Molecule: messenger RNA, 471 nt
Organism: Miscanthus lutarioriparius
Lineage: Eukaryota; Viridiplantae; Streptophyta; Magnoliopsida; Poales; Poaceae
Source: the annotation of a GenBank genome assembly
AUGGUGUUGCUGGAGCCGGUGGAGGGACGGUGGGCGCCGCUGCCGCCCCCACCGUGGCCAAGCGAGAGCCUCCCCCUCUUCUGCCAGGUGGCCGCCGUGGACGGUGCCGAUGGGCAGGGGAGGAAACGGCUGGUGGUGGUCGGCGGCUGGCACCCGGAGACGUGGGCGCCGACGCACGUGGUGUUCGUCUAUGACUUCCUGACAGGCGCGUGGCGGUGCGGCGUGCCCAUGCCGGGCCCGCGCCGGUCCUUCUUCACCUGCUUGGCCGUUGGCGGCGCCGUGUACGUGGCCGGCAGCCACGACGACGAGAAGAACACCCUGCGGUCGGCACUCGCCUAUGACCCGAACGCCGACGCAUGGGCGCAGCUCCCGGACAUGGCAGAGGAGCGCGACGAGCCGCGCGGGAUCUGCGUCGUCGCCGGGGGAGGUGGCAGGUUCCUCGUCGUCGGCGGGUACCCGACGCAGGCGUAG